UCCGUCAUUACGCAUUGCCUCUCCACGACAGCAGCUUGUUCCGUUCCGCAGAAGCAUCCAGGAAGCCCUUUCUCAUGUGCAAAAGAAGAUAUGACGGACUGGCUACGAUGGACUGUUUUCUUCUGGGUAGUAAAUGCCAUUCCUUUUGCUUUUGGCAUGGCUGUAAAUGAGAGAACAGAUAAUCCAUGUCCACCUCUAAAACUCGAGGAGAAAUGGUAUGGCAACAUGAGUGACCAUCACCAGUUUACAGGAUUUGACAUGACAGAAAGGUUUCUCCUCCGAAAGGGAGUGGCCACAGACAACAAGCUUCUCUUCAGACUGGGCAGCAAACCGCUCAUCAAAUCCACAGAGUUGGUGUUUCCAAGAGGGCUCUCCCGUGAGUACUCCCUGGUAGCUAAGUUCCGACUACGGAAAACCACAAGGAAGGAUCGCUGGUUUCUCUGGCAGGUCCUCGAUCAAGCUGGAGACUCCCAAGUGUCCGUGGUAGUGGACGGUGCUAAAAAGGCGGUGGAGUUUUCGGCUGUGGGCGUCCUGAAAAAUGGCCUGCACUUCGCCUUUAAAAGCCAGGAAGUGCACUCCCUGUUCGACCGGCAGUGGCACACGUUCGGCCUGGCUGUGCGCAGCAACACCGUGGCCUUGUACGUGGACUGCAGGUUGAUCGAGAGGCGUCUGAUCGAGGAGAGGGACAUCGUGGACAUGAGAGGAUGCACCCUCAUCGCCACCAGGGCGGAGGAUGGCCGGCCUGUGGACAUUGAACUUCAGGAGAUCCUGGUCUUCUGUGACCCCAGCGCGGCAGAAGAGGACCAGUGCUGUAGUACGACGGGAGCCAACUGCGAGCACAGGGGAAGCCACAGUCCCACUGCUGACCCUCUGGUCACGGGCUACCUCCACAAGAUGCUCUCCCAGCCAGCCCCACGGCCCACCGAGGACUGCCAGUGCCCGGCAGUAAAGGGGGAACCAGGCCUUCCAGGUGUGGCAGGGCUACCCGGACUGAGAGGGGAUAAAGGAGAAAAGGGGGAUGCCGGACAGGAUGGGCUACCUGGUUUUCCCGGCGAGAAGGGCGGCACGGGUCCUCCUGGCUCACCCGGCUCAGACGGACAGUCGGGGAACAAGGGUGAGCCCGGGCUGUCCAGAGAGCGCGGCGCCGACGGCCCAAAGGGUGAAAAAGGACCCGCAGGGGAGACUGGUCCCAUGGGAACACCUGGAUUGGUUGGCUUGAAAGGGGACCCCGGACUCGAGGGUUCGCCCGGACCCAAAGGUGAUAAGGGCGAUACGGGUCUCCCGGGGCAACCAGGGCUUACUACUAUAAGAGAAGGCCAAAGCGGAGUUCGGGGACCCCCAGGAAUCGCUGGAGAAAAGGGAGACACUGGAAUGCCUGGACAGCCCGGAGCCCCAGGAAAAGAAGGCCGGAGGGGCCGACGGGGACACCCAGGGGUGCCUGGACCACCCGGACCACCGGGACCUCCUGGGUCACCCAAAGGUGGAGGCACCAAGGGGGAUAAAGUGGACCCAGGUGUGACUGGAGUGUUCAGACAAAAAGGAGAAAAAGGCGAUGCUGGUGAAGCCGGCCCCCCCGGACUUCCAGGUCCCGGUGAAGCAGGAGAGAAGGGCAGUAAAGGAGAAACAGGAGACCAGGGUGAAAAGGGGCUCCAAGGUCCUCCAGGCGUCCAGGGAAGUAUUGGAUUGCCAGGGCCAGCAGGAGAUCCGGGUCCACAGGGCGAAGAGGGGCCAUCGGGCACGGCCGGACCCCGCGGGCUCCCUGGAGGCAAGGGUCCGCCAGGGGAGCCCGGAGCAGCAGGUGCGCAGGGGCCCAAAGGAGAGAAGGUAGAGUCCGACCUCUGGACGCAGCCCAGCCCGGCAGGAGACCGCCUGCACGUCCCCCGCACUCAUGCACGCUUUGCUCCAAACUCUCCGCACGAUUUCUGGGACCCUCAAAGAAAAGUUACCUUAGUAGCUGGGAAGAAGCCGAGUCAUUUCGAGCUGGCGAAGCUGGAGAUCACGAAGCCCGACCCGUUUAGUCGGACCUCGCUCGUGCAGCCCCGCCCUCCCGAUGACAUCAUCCAGGGUGAUGCAGGUGGCUCCCCAGGGCCACAGGGGCCACCGGGCCCCAAGGGUGAGGCUGGAGAGCCCGGACCAGGACCGCUUGGUCACAUGGGGGACGGCACAGUGCUGCCAAGAGGAUCGCGCGGGGCAAAGGGGGAGAGGGGUGUCCCAGGGUUGCCAGGGGAACCAGGAGAAAAAGGAGACCAGGGCAUGGGACUCACCGGUCCCCCUGGCAUCAUGGGACCCAAGGGUGAGCCAGGAAUCGAGGGUCCGCAUGGACUCCCGGGUUUACCAGGCCCUCCGGGAAUCCCAGGAAGCCCGGGGUCUCCAGGUCGUGAAGGCAGGCCAGGACCUCCGGGACCCCCCGGGGAACGGACUGCCCUGCCAAUCGUGGGAGACAUGGGCACGCUGCUGAAGAAUGCCUGCAGUUUGUGCCAGAAACAAGUGCCAGGGUUGCCAGGGCAAAAAGGAGAUAAGGGUUCUCUUGGAGUUCCUGGAGUGGAGGGCAGGCAGGGAGAGAAGGGUGAUCAGGGAAUGAGAGGUCCAGUCGGUAAUCCAGGGAAAGAAGGCCCUAAGGGUGUGAAGGGAGAGAGAGGUUUCCCGGGCCCGGUCGGAGACAAAGGCGAUGAGGGUGUCCCUGGAGCGCCAGGUUUCCCGGGAGCCGUCGGUCGGCCCGGAUCUCCCGGCCCCAUGGGAAGACCCGGAUCCCCUGGGCCAGCAGGAGCGAAGGGAGAACGGGGCAGUGAAGGACCGCCAGGUAUACCUGGACUUCCAGGACCUCCGGGCGUGCCCUCUGUGGAAGGUAAUGGGAUGAGCAGUAUCUACAAGCUUCAGAGUGGAGGAGCUGGCAUAGGAAUCCCAGGACCGCCAGGACCUCCGGGGCCCAAAGGGGAUGAAGGCAGGAUGGGCGACGCGGGGCCGAUGGGACUGCCAGGCCUCGAGGGGCUGCCCGGCGCCAAGGGAGAACUAGGUAUGCCUGGUCUAGCAGGAGCACAGGGACCUGCUGGAAGGCCUGGCGCUCGCGGGGAGACGGGGACGCCCGGAGAGCCGGGACAGCGAGGGCCCGUGGGAGAGACCGGCUUCCCCGGACCCGAAGGCCCGCCGGGCACACCUGGAAGACCUGGAAAAGAUGGAAUUCCUGGAUAUGAGGGGGCCACCGGCAGGCCAGGCGACAGGGGUGCCAAAGGAGAGCGGGGGGAUCCGGGAAUUCCUGGCGAGCGAGGCGUUCAGGGAGAGAGGGGACGACCCGGAGAAACGGGCCCUUCUGGAGCCCAGGGACCACCCGGAGACAAGGGCGAGCCAGGCCUGCCUGGUUUGCUGGGGACGUUUAAUCCACUGAGCGACGCAGGCGUCAUGGAGGAAAUAAGAAAGCUCAUCCGAAACGAAGUGGCCCGUGUGUUCGAAGAGAGAUUGUCAAGUUCCGCCGCGCUGCAGAAGACGCCGGCGGCCAUUUUGGCCGCGCACGGCCGAGAGGGUCCCCCGGGGCCCCCUGGGAAUGACGGCUCCCCGGGACCCCCUGGAGAGCCAGGCCCCCCGGGCCCUCGAGGUAGGAGCCAAAGGUUAUCGGACUGAAGACGUGUAGUGAUGCCUGCUUCCCUGCCAGCUAUCGCAAGAGCCUUUACCCGGAACUCUUUCAUGUGUCCUCGCGGAAGUCUAGUGCAGCUCCUAAUAGCUGAGAUCAUAUCUAAUGUGUGUGUGUGUGU
Electrophorus electricus (electric eel) is the source of this 3746-nucleotide messenger RNA. The record is from RefSeq and is a predicted model, not a curated record. NCBI's taxonomy places the organism in Eukaryota, Metazoa, Chordata, Actinopteri, Gymnotiformes, Gymnotidae.